Molecule: messenger RNA, 2722 nt
Organism: Nicotiana attenuata
Lineage: Eukaryota; Viridiplantae; Streptophyta; Magnoliopsida; Solanales; Solanaceae
Product: cyclin-dependent kinase F-4-like
Exons: 18
Coding region: 1105-2472 (455 amino acids)
Biological process (GO): intracellular signal transduction; protein phosphorylation
Cellular component (GO): nucleus; cytoplasm
Molecular function (GO): ATP binding; protein serine/threonine kinase activity
Source: RefSeq, a predicted model, not a curated record
GUUGUAUACAUACGUAUAGGGUAUAGGGUGGGCUGCUGUGGCUGCAGCUGCUUUUGUGAAAGGGGAAAAGUCAGACAAAUAAUACACUACUUUUUAUAGAGUUUGGUAUAUGGGCUAUUGAUUUUCCUUUUCCUCUGCUUUCAUAGGUUAUGCCGUUUCAGCCCUAGGAUCCAGUAAACUUCAAUUCCAAGAGAAUAGUAUUUUUUAGGACAUGGAGCAAGUGUGCCUUUUCUCUGAAUGCUUUGGGUAUCGAGCUUUUUCAUUUCAGGAAGUUCUUGAUUGGCGGUUCCUCAUCCGUAGAGAUUUCCUUCUUGUUUCCUUUGUCAAUUGCACAUAGUGAACAGCUCCUCUUGGCUGUUCAGUACAGGAGGCAAUUUGCAAUUUCCAUAUAAGCUAGUGUGUUGGAUGUUUAAUGCAAUUCCUCUAGUAAGCAGCACACCGUAUGAUGUCAGUUGUGACUGUACUGUUAACUACCUCGUGCAAAUUUAUUUUUACUAGCGCAUUGCCGAUACGACACCCAUUCAAGACCCUUUGGAAACCAUCCUCUGAGGGCUAAAUCAGCAGAUGCAUGAAUACAUAGUUGGAGUUAGUUAGCUGUUUGUACACUUGCUUCGGGUUUGGUAGUUUCUAUCUACCUGUCUUCACGAUUCAGUUGACUGAAGACUUGGUAUCAGACUAAAGUGUAUUGGAGGCAAGGAGCUAAUGUGCUGUUGAGAAAGAAGUUUCAAUCAUCUCUUGAACGUGUGAUCGACCUGUUGAAUUUAGCUGUUUGAGUCUCAGUUAGCUCUGAAGUAGUAUCAAGAUGCAUUGUGGCACUUGUCUUUGCUUGCUUUCUCUCUCCUGUUACAGUUUUGGAUCUUUUAGUGCCGUAUAUCUAACAAAUAAGGCUGUGACGCCCAUUCGUCCUAUCAUUGCUGGUUUUGCCCUCGUCAGUUUUUCCGAAGGAAACUAAGGGGAUUUUGCUGAAUCAGUCAGGCCACUAGUUCCUUUUAGUAUUUUCUUUUCCAGUCAUUCCGAGACCGAAAAAAUUUCACUUAGUUUAUGUGCUUGUUAUCUCUCCGCCUCCAAUAAAUAAGUGUCCUACGUGCUAUUGAAGCUGCAAAAAUGGAAAGGUACAAGAUAAUUAACGAAGUUGGUAAUGGCACAUUUGGAAAUGUUUGGCGUGCACUUAAUAAACAGACUGGUGAAGUGGUUGCAAUAAAAAAGAUGAAGAAGAAGUAUUAUUCAUGGGAAGAAUGCAUAAACUUGAGAGAGGUCAAGUCUUUGAGAAAAAUGAACCAUCCAAAUAUUGUGAAGCUGAAGGAAGUGGUUAGGGAGAAUGACAUUUUGUACUUUGUGUUUGAAUACAUGGAGUGCAAUUUAUAUCAGCUCAUGAAGGACAGAGCAAAGCGUUUCUCAGAAUCCGAAGUAAGAAAUUGGUGCUUCCAAGUAUUUCAGGGUCUUGCUUAUAUUCAUCGACGAGGAUAUUUUCAUCGUGACCUUAAGCCAGAGAACUUGUUGGCUUCGCAAGAUAUAAUUAAAAUUGCUGAUUUUGGUCUUGCUCGGGAAAUCAACGCUCAGCCUCCAUAUACGGAAUAUGUAUCAACACGUUGGUAUCGUGCUCCUGAAAUUCUUCUCCAGUCACCAAUCUAUGGUCCUGCUGUUGAUAUGUGGGCAAUGGGUGCUAUAAUGGCUGAGUUGUUUAGUCUUCGUCCUCUAUUUCCGGGUUCAAGUGAAGCAGAUGAGAUAUACAAAAUAUGCAGUGUUAUAGGGACCCCAUCCAAGAGGGAAUGGGCGCAGGGACUUCAACUUGCUAGUGCUAUCAACUACCAAUUUCCACAGAUUGCUGGUGUAGAUCUUGCCUUGCUAAUUCCAUCUGCCAGUGAGGAUGCUGUUAGCCUAAUCACGUCUCUUUGUUCAUGGGAUCCUUGUAAUAGGCCGACAGCCGUCGAUGCUCUUCAACAUCCUUACUUCCAGAGUUGUUUUUAUGUACCUCCAUCACUACGCACCAAGACUGCUGUUGCUAAGACUCCUCCUCCGGCUGUCAUGAGGGGUUCAUUGGAGCAAAAGUACGACAAGUGGUCGUUUGGGUCGUCACCCAACCCCAAGCCCAGUAGCUUCUCCACCGUUAAGUCACAGGUGCCUGUUAACACAGUGACUCAUGUAACAGGCGUACAAAGGAGGUUGGAUAUGAAUUAUCAGGAACCAAUGAGGAAUGAUAAAUCCAUGAAAGACUCUGUUAAUCAACAACCAAAAUACCGACCUCCUGUAAGGAAUGUCCCAAUGGUUGGUUCUGGAGUGACAACUCGUGCCAUUUCGGAUGCAGCUGAGAAGCUGGCGAACGUGAGCAUUGGCUCUGGUAGAGGACCUACAAAGCAGCCAGUAUUUAAGCCAAUGAAGGCAGGAGGGUGGCAUGGGCAGCAGGACUUGUUCCAUGGACGGUCUCAAGAGUUUCUUCCUGGAAGAAGCUAUUCAAGGAAAGUUGCUGGAUGAAGAAUGUUAUAAGCUUGAGUGUCGUAUUCUGUUCAAGUGUUAUUUAGCGAUAGUAGUCUUUAUGUGCAUGGCCCAGUUUGAUGUUACUUUGGUGAGCCAGCAGUCUUGUGCUUUGCAAGUUUGUUUCAUUUUGGUGAUACUGUCACAUCUACGUUGAAGAUGUUGAAUAAAUGUGUUUGCUUGUUUUGGUGAUACUAUCAUUUCUACAUUCAAGUAUUGAAUAAAUGUUUAUGCGUAUGAGAUACUUAAA